Molecule: messenger RNA, 5402 nt
Organism: Clarias gariepinus (North African catfish)
Lineage: Eukaryota; Metazoa; Chordata; Actinopteri; Siluriformes; Clariidae
Gene: c2cd5
Product: C2 calcium dependent domain containing 5
Exons: 29
Coding region: 306-3863 (1185 amino acids)
Biological process (GO): protein localization to plasma membrane; intracellular protein transmembrane transport; positive regulation of D-glucose transmembrane transport
Cellular component (GO): plasma membrane
Molecular function (GO): calcium-dependent phospholipid binding; calcium ion binding
Source: RefSeq, a predicted model, not a curated record
UGCAUGUGGGUGUUUAAGAGGAAGCCGCCUGCACUCUGUUUAUCUUCAACACGCUUCAUUAAUACUUCACUGACACCCUUUGGACCAGCACAAGCCAAUGCAUGAUGAUUAAAUAGAUCAGAUAUCGUCUGAUCUCCAGUUCGGACUGUAUGAUCCUGAUCAUUGGCUGUAACGAUAAUAUCCAUGCUAUGGGUGUUCAAGGUCCGCCUUUAAACUGCCCGAUGGACCAUCAGUUUAAAAUGUGGUGUUUUUCCAUCUUUAAUUAAUCACUGAGAUCAGGAUUAGGUUGGGUCUGAGUCUGCACCAUGCCUGGUAAGCUGAAGGCGAAGAUCAUGGCGGGCCGACACCUGCCUGUCAUGGACCGCGCCAGUGACCUCACCGAUGCGUUUGUGGAGGUGAAGUUUGGAAACACGACGUUUAAGACAGACGUGUGCCCAAAGUCACUAAACCCACAGUGGAACUCUGAGUGGUUUAAGUUUGAGGUGGAUGAUGAGGAUUUGCAGGAUGAGCCGUUACAGAUCACGGUUCUGGACCACGACACGUACAGUGCGAACGACGCCAUAGGGAAGGUGUACAUCGACAUUGACCCGCUGCUCUGCAGUGAAGCCGCCACCGUCAUCUCCGGCUGGUUUCCCAUCUACGACACCAUUCACGGUAUACGAGGAGAGAUCAACGUGCUGGUUAAAGUCGAUCUCUUCAACGACCUGAACCGUUUCAGACAGUCUUCCUGUGGAGUGAAGUUCUUCUGUACUGCGUCCAUUCCGCGGUGUUACCGCGCGGUCAUGGUGCACGGCUUCGUGGAAGAGCUGGUGGUCAACGAGGACCCCGAGUACCAGUGGAUUGACCGCAUACGCACUCCGCGAGCGUCUAAUGAGGCGCGGCAGAGACUCAUCUCUCUCAUGUCAGGUGAGCUCCAGAGGAAGAUUGGGCUGAAGGUGCUGGAGAUGGGCGGGAACGCCGUAGUCGGAUACCUGCAGUGUUUUGACCUGGAAGGAGAAUCGGGUCUGGUUGUGCGUGCCAUCGGUACCGCCUGCACGCUCGACAAAAUCAGCAGCACACACGCGCCUGCGGGGGGCGCAAACCCCUCAAACUCCUCUCCAUCAAAAGAUUUAAAAGACUCUCCGCAGGCUGCUCCUUCUGCUCUCGGAUGUCGCUCCACUCACAGCAGUCCGGUUCACACGGCGAGCAGCCGCCUCUCUCAGGGCUUCUCCGUUUCCGUGCCGACGCUGCUCUUCGCGGGUAUGAAACACAGACACAGGAGCUCAGACGGUCCCAGAGCCAGGCAGUGUAGGGCGGUUUUUGGGGAGGAGGCCCCUGGUGUUCCGUUGUGUUCGGGACCCCCUACUCCAUUGAGAGCCCAAACCUUCUCUUCCUUCUCCCCCUCCAAGUCCUACAGCCGCCAGUCCUCCUCCUCCGACACCGAGCUGAGCCUCACCCCCAAAACCGCGAGGUUUUGUCUCUCUCCCAGUUCUCCCAUCCUUAAGUCGAAAUCUUCACCCAUUCCCACCUCCAAAGUCCUGAGGAGUACGACUCCUCCCCCUCUCCACGUCAGCCAAUCAGACACAGCCAUGCUGAGAAAAAGCGUGUCGUUCAGUGAGAACAUGCUACUGGUGGCAUCCGGUAUGGGCAGCGGGGGAAGCGCUGGGAAGGAGGCGGGGUCUCUUAAAGCACUUCUGAGACAACAGACUCAAUCAGGGUUGGAGCAGAGGGAGUUCCCGUUCUUUACAUUGACGAGUUUCCCGCCCGGGUUCCUGCUCCAUGUGGGCGGGGUCGUGAGCGCACGCUCAGUCAAGCUGCUGGAUCGAAUCCACAACCCUGACGAGCCGGAGACACGAGACGCCUGGUGGGAGGAGAUUCGACAGGAGAUCAAGUCUCACGCUAAAGCUCUGGGCUGCCAUGCAGUGGUGGGGUACAGCGAGUCCACCAGCAUCUGCGAGGAGGUGUGUAUUCUCUCAGCGUCGGGCACCGCGGCGAUCCUCAGCUCCCGCUUCAUGCAGGACGGCGCGCUGGACACGGACCACAGGUUGUCACGGCAACAUGGCACAGAGAAGGGCGAGGGUGAGAUGGGUAGUUCAGCCUCGUUAGGGUUUGAUGAAGUGGUCCCUCCUGCCUGUGGGUUUUGUCACAUCCCGUAUGACGAGUUGAACAUGCCGUUUCCGGCUCAGCUCACGUACUGUCACUGCUGCCGCCGACACAAGGUCCCAGACGUGCUCUUCACCACCAUAGACGUGCCGUCUGAAGCACACGUGACCGGCAAAGGCUGCCUUAUACAGGCCAGGCUGUGUCGCCCUAAGAAGAAGGCUCAGGGCGAGGGGAACGCCACCGCCAUCAGUAACCUGCUGCCCUUCCUGGAGUACGAGCUGCACACGCAGCUGAUGAACAAGCUGAAGCUGCGAGGCAUGAACACACUGUUCGGCCUGCGCAUGCAGAUCAGCGUGGGAGAGAACAUGCUGCUCGGCCUGGCUUCAGCGACAGGUGUGUAUCUGACAGCGCUUCCGAGUCCAGGAGGAAUCCAGAUCACAGGAAAGACCCCCAGUGACAUCACAUACGAACAACAUCUCUCAAACAUGCAAAAAAAAAAAAACGACACUAUUGCCAAAAACAAAGAUCUGUACGAGAUUAACCCCCCGGAGUUUGUUGAGGAGCUGAUUGGCUCUCCCAUCCCUGAGCCCCGGCAGCGCUCUCGCCUCUUCCGCUCGCACUCGGAGAGCUCGGACGAAGUGUCAGAGUUGGACCUGUCACACGGAAAGAAGGACGCUUUUGUCCUGGAGAUCGAUGAUACAGACGCUUUUGAAGACAUUCACUCCCUCCUCACAGACGCCCCGACACCUCCAGGGUUCUACAGCUGCAACACCGAAGUCAUGCCUGGGAUUUAUAACUGGACUUCAAGUUUACAGAUGUUUACCUCAGUGAGAGUGUUCCGACUGAGCAGCAUGAAUCUGACCAAUCAGAGCCUGAAUAAGAUCUUCAGCGAUCUGUGUGAGAACCUGCUCAAGAGUCUGUACUUUAAAUUGCGCUCCAUGGUGCCCUGCUGUCUCUGUCACGUGAACUUCACCGUUGCUGUGCCUGAGGAUGAGCUCAUACAGGUGGCAGUGACGGCUGUGGCCAUGAGCAUUGAUAAAGAUCAGACACUGGAGAACGGCCGACAAAGCGGAGAGAAAACUCUUAUUAAAGUUACAGAAAACGAAGAGCAGCUUCAGUUCCCUUUAGAGCUCCCUGCUGAAUCCUCUUCCUCCUCCUCUUCCUCCAACCCUCCGAGCUCUGCCAAAGGUUUGACCGAGGUUUCAGGAUCUCUCCCGAGUGCACGAGUCCCCUCAGUUGAUUACAGUUCCUUUACAGACAGAUGCAGUUCCUGGAUAGAGCAGCUUAGACUGAAAGCUCAGACCAUAAGACGAGGAUCGAUUAAAACAAUGUCGUCUCUGGAGAAGUCGAGUCCGUUACCAGAAGGCCGCUCCCGCUCCCUGAGGUCGAGCCGGUCGUACCCCGGAGGUUCCGUCUCUGUGGUUAAAAUGACGCCGCUGUCGUUUAUUCCUGGAACCAAAAUCAUCAAAUACCUCGGCAUCAUCAACAUGUUCUUCAUCAGAGAGACCACGUCACUGCGAGAGGAGGGUGGUGUGAGUGGAUUCCUGCACUCGUUUAUAGCGGAGGUCUUUGCUAUGGUACGCGCACAUGUCGCUGCUCUGGGGGGAAACGCCGUCGUCUCUUACAACAUGAAGGAGUGUGUGUUCAUGGAGAAUCCCAACAAGAAUCAGGCUCAGUGUCUCAUCAACGUGAGCGGAGAUGCCGUGAUUUUUGUGCGAGAGUCUGAGCUUGAGGCCACGCCUUCACAGCCACAGACGUCCUGCAGUGGAGAGACAACCUGAACGCGCGCGCACACACAUGCACACACAUUUUAUUGAUUAAACCAAGCCAAGAAGUGAGUUCCAAAGAAUAGUGUGAGCCAAAAGUGUCGAGUUUUCCAGCCAAUCCGCAGCGAGAGCGCAGACGAGACGUGAAUGAGUUCAAAUUUAUUUCUGUAACGUAACGAGGUGAAAAACUCCGCCCGUCUGUCUGUCGUCUGUUUUGUGCACAUUCCAGACGUUCCAAGGGAGCCAAGGCAGCUAAAGCUGAAAUUAUAUGAUGUGUAUAAUGUGUGUGUGUGCAUGUGUGUAAAAAAAUGUCCAACAGUGUCAACACUGAGCGCCAUGUUUUAUUCCUCACCUACUUCCUGUUUGCUGCAUCAUUAUUAAAGGGGCAGUUUGUAAAGUUCAGCGCCCUCUGCUGCCUCUCAGGUGAACUGCAUCAUGAUGAGACGAGUCGAAUUCUUCCACCUGCUUUAAACCACACCUGCUUUAUCAGAACAAUUGGAAUGCUAAGGGGGCGUGGCCAGAAAUGUAUAUUUAAAAGUUAGAAUUGUAAACACUUAAAAGAAUUUUAUCACAUUAAUACUAUUCUAAAUCCUAAAAUUUAUAUGAGACAUCCUUCAUGUGAUCAUUUCAUUAAAAUGAAAAUAAAUAAAAAAUGGCCAGAUUUAAAAUCAUUUUUGUUAAUCUUUAAAAUUAUUAUAAUUGUUCAUUAAUAGAGAUUUAACAGAAAAAAAUUGCUCGGCUGGGGGCGGAGCUUAUUUUAGUGCCAUAAAAAAGUUAAAUUCCAGGGUUAAAUAUUGCAUUUUUUUUAAGUUGUAUUUAAUAGGUUCAGUGUUGCACAUACAGAAACACUCUCAGAACACAUUAAAUUUGCAUUAAGUUUAUUCUGGGGGCGGAGCCUAAUGGGGCUUAUACCAGUGGCAGAGCCUAAUGGGCCCCAGAAUUUACAUUUUUAAAUAAUAAAUGAAUUAGAGAAAUUAAAUGCACAUAAUUAAAUAUUUACAGAGAAAGUUUUAAAUAAUUAUUGCUGCAUGUUUCAUAAAGGAAGGAAUAUUUCAUAAAACUGUAUAUGGGGGGAAAAAUAAGAUAAUAUUUGAGGACGGAGUUUAUUUCAGGUGUUAAUGCAACGCUUUACAAACUGCCCCUUUAACGUCUUCUGUGCGAAUCUCGUGCUACUGAUCUGAUCAUAUGUUGAUCUUUUUUCUUUUUUUUUUUUUCUAAAAAUGCUGGAAUUUAAUUUUUAUUUUUAAAGUAUAUUAUUUUAUGUCAGUCUGUUGUUUCUCUCCUGCGUGUGCAAUGCCAGCUUCUCAGUUCAGUUCUCUGACGUCUGGGUGAGAGGAAGCCGACGCCUAGAGAAGACUUGAAUGUACAGAAUGGGAGGAAAGGAGAAAACCAGAGCGCUGAUUUAAUCCAAUUUACAGCGUGAUCAAUCCUCUACAGAUUAUUAUUAUUAUUAUUGUUAUUAUUGUUUUUUGUUUUUUUUAGAUUUCUACAGCGCGUGUGUGUAUAAGGACAAAUCAAAUGUUGCACGAUAAUUAAAUUAUCCAUGUUUAUCAA